AUGGAAAAGGAAAACCUCAAGGCGGCCGAGAGCUCUGCAGAAGUCGAACAGCAACCGGUCGAACAACCUCCAUCCUAUGAUGCCACUCAUCAACAAGAACCAUCUGCACCCGAAGACCUACCCAUUCUCGUCCUCGACGACUGUCGCAUCUACUCCGCAUAUGCUCCCUCUCACACGCUAUACGAGCUCAACAGUCCCCCGGCCUACAACACGACCGAUGUCUAUGGCAUCGAAAAGAUGCGAUAUCGCGUCGCCAACUCAGACUCGGAACCAAGUCUCAAGUCUCGCCUCGACCACAUAUACGACUUUAAACCCGAAUUUGUGAGCAAAGGCGAAUUUGGAGGCGCAAAUGGAAAGAAUGUCGUUCUCACGGGGCAGACGAGUCAGAAGCGGACAUUUCCUAAAGUUACAAUGUCGCAGGGCUUGUCUACCAGUUCUUUCAAGGUUGAGGGACUUCUCAAGGCAGAUACUGAUUUACGAGGACGACUUAGUCGAGGCAAGGCAAACACGAUAAUUUGGAAGGAUGCUGAAGGCAAGGUCAUUGCUGAGGAAACACGCCCGCAACGCGACAAAGAGGGUAAGAUUGAGGAGCCGCCUCGACUUUCGAUCAAAGCAACAGUUGAGGAGAAGCUGUUUGAUCUGCUUGUCGCUUGCUGGUGCGCUCGCGUAUGGAGGGAUGCUGUCAAAGACCUCCGUGAGCCUUUUACGUGGGAACAAUUCAAACGAAUUGCAUCCGCGAAGACUACUGGGGCAACAGGCAUCUAUGGUGGCGGACGUACGGGGGCUAGGUUUUCAUAG
Molecule: messenger RNA, 798 nt
Organism: Fusarium vanettenii 77-13-4
Lineage: Eukaryota; Fungi; Ascomycota; Sordariomycetes; Hypocreales; Nectriaceae
Exons: 2
Coding region: 1-798 (265 amino acids)
Source: RefSeq, a predicted model, not a curated record